AUGGAGAGGAAGAGGAGGCUGAAGCCGCUCUCGAAGGCGGCCGUCACUUCCGGCGUCUUGGCUGUCGUCUUCAUCUCUCUACUAGGUUACCUGGCUUUUGAUCCCCUCAGAGACGGCCGCGGUGAUGGCAUCGGCGGCGGCGGCGGCGGCGGUGGCGGCUUCUCUAGCUUCCAUGGCCAACACCACCACCACAGUGCUGUCGUCGAACGGCAAGACGGCUUCGAGCUUCGGCCCCUUCCUCCUCUUUCCGCCUCGCCGACCCCUCCCAUGGCGGGAGACGCCGUCCUCUUCCCCGACUGGGAAGCCUACGUCCUCCUCUCCCCCGGCGAGCUGCCUCCUCUUCCCUCUGAUCGCCCUCUGUGCGUCUUCCAGAACGGCGCCACCUCCCCCGCCAACUUCUCCGGCGUCCUCCCCUACUCCCGCCACCGUGCCGCCUUCCGCUGUCCGAUCCCCCGCAACGUCCAACGCCUGCGCCGCUUGCUCAUCCCUCGCGUCGUCAUCCCUCCCGCCGACGGUGGCGGCGCUCUGGUGGCGCCACCGCAGCUGCCCGAUGCCCGGGAAUUCGUCCGCUGGAAUUUCGUCGUCUACGAGUCCCUCUCCACCGGCGAGGACGUCAUCGUGUUCGCCAAGGGCGUCAACCCCCGGCACGGCAACUUCGAUCGCCCUGUCGAGGACCUACGCUGCGUCUUCGUCGUGUCCUCCGCCGCCGUGCGGACCCCCGUGACGAGCUCCAGCCAGGAAGUCUUCCGCUGCCCCCACCCCGACGAUGCCCAGCUUGAAGCCCUCAUGGCGGCGUCCGCCAAGCUCGGGGAAGGUGUCCGAAUCUCCCUCGAGAUCCGCGACCACCGGGGGGCCGUCCCUUCUCUGGCGGAGUACCGCCCACCGCCGGCAACGGAGGAGGAGGAGGAGGAGGAGGAGGCGAAGGAGGAAUCUCUGCUCUGCGCGUGCACGAUGGUCUUCAACGUCGCCAAGUUCCUCCGAGAGUGGGUGGUCUACCACUCGAGGAUCGGGGUGGACAGGUUCUUCCUCUACGACAACGGCAGCGAGGACGACCUCGGAGAGGUUAUCGCCGGCCUGCAGCGGCGGGGGUACAACGUGAGUUCCCUGCCAUGGCCCUGGCCCAAGACCCAGGAGGCCGGCUUCUCCCACUGCGCCGCUGCCGCCCGCCGCCGCUGCCGGUGGAUGAUGUACCUCGACGUGGAUGAAUUCGCCUUCUCCCCUUCCUGGUCCAAAGUCCCCCUCCCUUCCCCCGCCAUGUUGAAGUCGAUCCUGCCGCCGAGCAACGGCGGUAGCAGCGGGCGGAGGGUGGGGCAGCUCUCCAUGGACUGCUACGACUUCGGGCCGUCGAAUAGAACGACCCAUCCGGAGAACGGUGUGACGCAGGGCUACACGUGCCGCCGGCGGGCGGGGGAGCGGCACAAGUCGAUCGUCCGGCUGCAGGCGGUGGACCCCUCCCUGCGCAACGUGAUACACCACUUCAAGCUGAGGGACGGGUACGUCGCCGGCAAGCCGCCGGCGCGGGUGGUGGUGAACCACUACAAGUACCAGGCGUGGCCGGAGUUCAGGGCCAAGUUCCGGCGGCGUGCGUCGGCCUACGUCGCCGACUGGACCGAUGCGACGAACCCGCUGUCCAAGGACCGGACACCGGGGCUCGGUUUCGCCGCCGUGGAGCCCCCCGACUGGGCGGGCCGCUUCUGCGAGGUCCCCGACGGGCGGCUGAGGGAGCUGGUCCGGCGGUGGUUCGGCCGGGGAGAGGACGCCGGGUCCACCGGCGACCGCCAGAUGGAGUGGGAGACCUUCCGGUGA
Molecule: messenger RNA, 1806 nt
Organism: Spirodela intermedia
Lineage: Eukaryota; Viridiplantae; Streptophyta; Magnoliopsida; Alismatales; Araceae
Source: the annotation of a GenBank genome assembly